This is a messenger RNA of Daphnia pulicaria, 1288 nucleotides long. RefSeq lists its product as uncharacterized. Lineage: Eukaryota; Metazoa; Arthropoda; Branchiopoda; Diplostraca; Daphniidae. The transcript is spliced from 5 exons. Gene Ontology annotation, molecular function: protein binding. The coding region runs from base 186 to 1130 and encodes 314 amino acids. The record is from RefSeq and is a predicted model, not a curated record.
UCUUUGUCUCAUUGACGGCCUACGGUUCAACGUCCUCAGCCCAGCAACCAACCACCUGGACCAACCCUUACUUUUACUACCAUUACAACACCCCGCUGGACCUGCCUACCCAGAAGUUAUCGGCCGAUGAAAAAGCAGGAAAUCAGCAGCAGCUAUUCAAAAGUAUUAAUUACAACGAUCACAGUAUGCAAAACACGCUAGGAUCUCAUAUCGUACUGCUAACAACAUGUAUAAGGGAUUUGAAAACCACGAAAGCUGAUUUGGUGCACACGCAUUCCGAGGUUGAAAAUGUAAAGAAAGAGUUGAAAGAGUUGAAAGAGAAUUCCCAAUUUACCUCGACGUCAACUCAACUUUUGGCAAACGUUAUGGCCACGGUCGAGAAUAUGAAAAAAGAGAUGACCGGUUUGAUCACUAAAGCGGAUUUAGCACAGACAACGCAGCGAUUGGACGAAACACACACAUCGCGCGUCGAAAGCGUAAAAAAAGAAUUAGCAAAUGUAAUGACUACAAUUGAAAAUAUUCAAAAAAUUACAAUUGAGAGCGCUCCAUCCAGUAUCGGUCGAAUGCCAAACUCUUGUGACGAUCUGCAUAAAAUUGGUCACCGGAAAAGCGGAUUGUUCUCCGUAAUGGGCAACAAAACGGUUGACAACGUCUACUGUGAUUUCACGAAGCCAACCAACGAUGCAGAUUUUCAAAAAAUGAUCGGCUUCUUCGACGUCAAAACAUCCCCCGUUCAUUUUUACGUACAAAGAAUCUCAUCUUAUAGGAAUCUUAACACGGUUAUUCCAUUCGAAUUGUUGAGACUUAACGUGGGCAAUGCAAUUAGCCUUUCUGGAAUCUUUGUGGCUCCUAAACCUGGCAAAUAUUUUUUCUCUUUUUCGGGUAUUAGUGAGGGCAAUGCAGUUGCAAGAGUAGAGCUGCAAGUUAAAACUGCAACAGCGGAUUGGUCAAGGAUAGGAGCUGCGUGGAGUGCCCUCGGACAUCAAACAUUUUCACUACAAUCCACUUUAGAACUUGCCAAAGGCAACCAAAUUAGAAUCAUGCUUCUAGAAGGAGCAAUUCAUGAUGACAAAAACCGAAUUUAUACACAUUUUGUUGGCCAGCUACUCGAGGAAGAAAUCCUUCAUUGAGUUGCCCCAGAAUCGAAGCAAGAAUUGGUUUCCGAUUUCCAUGCCAACCUAUUCUUUGGUGACACAAUUUUUUUUCUACAAAUGGUGGAGGUGAUAUUAAAUCUGGACUAGAAAUAAAAGCAAGUUGAGAAAAGGUGUCGCUGUUGUUACUUAUUGAU